This is a messenger RNA of Frieseomelitta varia, 1633 nucleotides long. It is a transcript of the gene mRpS5, whose product is annotated as 28S ribosomal protein S5, mitochondrial. Gene Ontology annotation, cellular component: ribosome. Bases 76 to 1392 code for a protein of 438 amino acids. Gene Ontology annotation, molecular function: structural constituent of ribosome; RNA binding. The transcript has 6 exons. Gene Ontology annotation, biological process: translation. The record is from RefSeq and is a predicted model, not a curated record. Lineage: Eukaryota; Metazoa; Arthropoda; Insecta; Hymenoptera; Apidae.
AAAGCGACAUCUGUGACACAUUUUCUGAACAAUCAAGCAAUAUCACGCUGGAAACCUUAGGUAGAUUAGGUUAAAAUGGCAAAUUGGAUAUUCCAUUCUUCCAAAUUAAUUGCAAAUUGUAUAAAAAGUACCAGUAUCGCACGCAAUGCUAUCACCGUUGGUUUAUUGUCACCACAAGCUUUGUCAUUACAAAGUGCAAGGAAUACCAGCUUCUAUAAUAAAAGACCAGCUGCACAAUUAUGGAAAUCUGUCACGAGUGUCAGUAAUGCUGGUAAGAGGAGAGGAAGAGCUAAAGGUCUUGUAAGGACAAGAGAUUUAAACCAAGGUCAAAAGAUUGGUCAUGGAAAAGUAGGAAUGUUGUUCCCUGGACUGACUGCCCCAAUUAUACAAGGGGAGUUUACAGUUCGACAAAGACGUCUUACAGAACAAGAACAACAAAGUAAUGCCCCAAAAAUACAACCUUUAGUAAAACCAAAACGAUUCAAAAUUCAUCCUCUAAAACGUGGAUGGAGCGGAGGUCAGCCAGGUGGAAGGACAAUUGGACCACCUGAUCCUGUUGAUGGCGAUACCUUCGAUGGAUUUGAAAGUUGGAUACUAUAUGCCAAACCAGUAUCUAUUAUGACAAGCACUAUGGGCCGUUCGAAACGUGUUCGUAGUAUGGUUAUUACUGGAAAUAGGAAAGGUUUGGCUGGAUUUGCAACAGUAACAGGGCGUGAAUUUAAACCAGCCUUAAAUUUAGCCAAGAACAGAGCAGGAUUGAGAUUGAUGUACAUUGAAAGAUAUAACGAUCAUACUGUGCUUCAUGACUUUUUCUCACAAUUUGGAAAAACAAAGGUUUUCGUAAAGCAGAAGCAGAAGGGUUAUGGAUUGAAGUGCCAUCGUGUUAUUAGAACAUGCUGCGAGGCAAUUGGCAUCAAAGAUUUGAAUGCUAAGGUUGAAGGAUCUGAUAACAUUCUUAACAUCGUGAAAGCUUUCUUCGCUGGCUUACUGCGACAGAAAACAUUCGAAGAAAUGGCAAAUGAGAAAAAAUUGCAUCUGGUCGAAAUGAGAAAAGAAAAUAAUUAUUUUCCCACGGUGCUUGCUUCGCCACCAGUAGUUCGAUCCUCCAAAGAAAUUCCAAGAGACGAAAUUUUAGAUUUUAAACAGUACGUAAUGGAUGGGAAAGUUGUUUUGGAGAAGAAAAGACGCAAUUUGCCUUUUAGCAAAUUGCCUUCGUGGCAAUUUCAUUUACGUAAAAAAGAACGUUUAAGGAAUCAAGAUGAUGUUGUAAUCAAAUUAAGAGCUGAAUACGGCGAUGUAUGCAGCUUUCACGCUGAGAAAUAUCCAGAAGCCAGAGCUCCUAAAUGGAGCAAACAUGGCAAAAAGGAGGAAGAAGAAGCAGUUGAAACAUAAUACUUUUAUUUAGAAAGUAAAUAAUAUAAUUUAUAAAUAUAAUUGAAUGUUAAAUACGCAAUUAGUACUAAUAAUAAUAAAUCUACUUAUAGUCGAAAUUCUUUUUUCCUUCAUAUCUCGAUAUAUGUACAAGCAAUACGUGUGUCUCUAUAGUUUGACAAAUCAAGAUUUUUUAUAACUGUAUAUAUUUUAUCAUCCUUCGAGGAAGGACCAAAUAGAAUAACGAAAGAAAAUUGAACUA